Messenger RNA from Hyalella azteca, 5048 nucleotides. RefSeq names its product potassium channel subfamily T member 2 (gene SLO2). The transcript is spliced from 30 exons. The record is from RefSeq and is a predicted model, not a curated record. Gene Ontology annotation, biological process: potassium ion transport. The annotation marks the transcript as partial. Gene Ontology annotation, cellular component: membrane. Gene Ontology annotation, molecular function: intracellular sodium-activated potassium channel activity. Lineage: Eukaryota; Metazoa; Arthropoda; Malacostraca; Amphipoda; Hyalellidae.
AGAGUACGAGUUGAAUACUACGUGAACGAGAACACGUUGAAGGAGAGGCUGCAUCUUUACUUCGUGAAGAACCAGAGAUCCAGUCUUCGCAUCCGCAUCUUCAAUUUGCUGAUCAAGUUGCUGACGUGCGUCCUGUACAUCAUCCGUGUGAUACUGGAUGAUGAUCCCAUCAGUGCUAAUUGUUACGGGUGCGGUAGCGCCGAUAACGCCAUCUUCAAGGCGUCACAGAACAAAACAGACGAGCAGUUCAUGGAGUAUCCCAUCAUCAACUGGAAGGCCAUCAUCUGGGUGAACAGACCCUUGCCUUUAUGGGUGCUGCAAGUAGCUGUGUCUAUUGUAUCGUUAUCAGAGGCCUUACUUCUAGCUUAUCUAAAUUAUAAGGGAAAUAUCUGGCAGAUCCUCAAGUCUUUCUACUUCAUGCUGGAGAUUGUGAACACUAUCCCUUUCGUGCUUACGAUCUGCUAUCCGCCGUUACGGAACUUAUUCUUACCGGCUUUCCUCAACUGCUGGUUGGCCAAACAUGCGCUCGAAAAUAUGUUUAAUGACCUGCAUCGGGCCAUGCAGCGGUCACAGUCUGCGCUGAGCCAGCAGCUCAUGAUACUCAGUGCCACCUUCAUGUGCCUAGUCUUUACCAGUGUCUGCGGCAUCCAGCACUUCCAGAGAGCUGGUCAUCGGGACCUUAACUUAUUCCAAGCUGUUUACUAUGUCAUAGUCACUUUUUCAACGGUGGGCUACGGGGACUAUGUCCCUGAUAUCUGGCCCUCCCAGCUCUUCAUGGUCAUCAUGAUAUGUGUGGCGCUCAUCGUAUUACCAACUCAGUUUGAGCAGCUGGCGUUCACAUGGAUGGAACGUAAGAAAUUAGGCGGGAGUUACUCGGCGCACCGCGCGCAGAGUGAGAAGCACGUGGUGGUGUGCAGCACCAACCUCCAGGCCGACGCAAUAAUGGAUUUUCUCAAUGAGUUUUACGCACAUCCUCAUUUACAAGACGGAGACUUGACGAGGGCGAGAAUGAGUGAAGCUGAAGCCUGCUUCAUUUUAGCGGCUCGCCACUACGCUGAUAAAACCGCGGCCGAUGAGCACACGAUCCUGCGAUCCUGGGCAGUGAAGGACUUUGCACCGAGCAUCCCUCAAUACGUGCAGAUUUUCCGACCAGAGAACAAAUUACACGUCAAGUUCGCUGAGCACGUCGUGUGUGAAGACGAAUUCAAGUACGCGCUACUGGCCAACAACUGCAUGAGUCCUGGCAUAUCAACACUCGUUACUCUGCUGCUGCAUACUUCAAGGGGACAGGAAGGUCAGGCCUCGCAAGAAGCAUGGCAUCGACUUUAUGGUAAAUGUUCCGGCAAUGAAAUCUACCACAUCAACCUUAAAGACUCGCGAUUCUUCGGGGAGUACGAGGGCAAAAGCUUCACAUACGCUUCGUUCCACUCACAUAGAAAGUUUGGCGUAGCGUUAGUAGGAGUCCGUCCAGCGGAACUGCCCGAGUUUUACGAAGACACGAUCUUGCUGAACCCCGGACCACGACACAUCAUGCGGAAGACGGAUGUGUGCUUCUACAUGAGCAUCACCAAGGAAGAAAAUAGCGCCUUUGUGGUGGGAAAUACGAACAGUCAAAACCCAACCGCGUCCACUAUGGCUGAUGGACGAAGAAUAUCCAACACAGGGAUGGAGAGCACUGCUUAUGUAUCCAACACUAAAUCCACGGAGCAGCAACUGGGUGGAGAUGAAGCUGCUAGUGGUGAAGAAAAAACCACGGGAGAUCGUCGUGGUGAAGAGGAUGUGGAGAAAGGACUUAUUGCCGAAGAAUGUGAAGAAAGAGCUCGAGCCACCACGAGAUCGGUUUCCGUGAACGAGCUUCAACGGAAAUUAGAAGAAGAAGUGGAGAAACGAAGGGAAGAAUGGGAGGCUGGACAAGGAAGAGGAGUCUUGAGAGAAGAGGCCCUUAUCCGCGACCGUACAGAGCUGCUGAAGAAAGACCCCCAGCGCCAUAAGCUGGAGCGCGCAGACACCACAAAGAGCGAGAGCCCUUCACUAGGCACCGCUCACUUCCUAGACGUACCGCGCUCCGACACCGCCGGCACGCUGCUUGACUACAAGCGCAGCGCUUGUAAGAACCUGGCGGGCCACGGGGGCGGCGGCAGCGACGAGGCGAGCGGCGAGAGCGACGACGAGCUCGACGAUGAAGUGCCGUGGCGCUCGCCUUCCGAGAAAACUUCAAUUGUGAAAGGUUUCCCGCCGGUGUCUCCGUACAUCGGCGUGAGUCCCACGCUCUGCUACCUCCUCAAAGAGAAGAAACCUUUCUGCUGCCUCCAGCUGGCGCAGGUGUGUGAGCAUUGCUCCUACAGAUCAGCUAAAGAGUACAACUGGCAGAACAGAGCUGUCAUCUUGGCUGCUGAUUACGCCAGUAACGGAAUAUAUAACUUCAUUAUUCCGUUGAGAGCGCACUUCAGAUCCAAGUCUUCACUAAAUCCAAUAAUCCUGCUGCUGGAAAGUCGCCCCGAUCCAGCUUUCCAGGAUGCCAUUUCCUGGUUCCCACUCAUCUACUGGAUGUUCGGAUCCAUCAGCUGUUUGGACCACCUCCUACAAGCGGGUAUCAACCUGGCCGAGAAUGUGGUCGUUGUCAACAAGGAACUCAACAACUCUGCUGAGGAGGACACACUAUCUGACUGCAACACUAUUGUUGCCGUGCAGACUAUGUUCAAGUGGGCUUUUUAUCUUCAUUUCUUCCCUACUAGACUGGAAUGCUUGCGUCGUGACAGCGCCAUCGCUGCUCUUGAAGACGCGCAGGAAAAAUCUGAAAGUGUCGAUGCUGAAAGAGUGAACAGAAGACAAAUUCGUGUUUACGGCGUCAAUGGCACAACACGCACACGCAAAAAGAGUCUCUAUCGUUCAAGUUUCCACCGCAAAAAUACCGUUCGCAAGCCAGUUUACUACUCGGAAGUCAUUUCGCAGUUGGAGAGGCGGGAGAAGGAGCGAGGCUCGCACAUCUCAUACAUGUUCCGGCUGCCGUUCGCUGCGGGGUCGGUGUUCUCGGCCAGCAUGUUGGACACUCUCCUGUACCAGGCCUUCGUUAAAGACUACCUCAUCACCUUCGUCAGGUUACUGCUCGGCAUCGACCAAGCUCCUGGCUCCGGUUUCCUUACUUCCAUGAAAAUCACGAAACAGGAUAAAUGGAUCAGAACGUACGGUCGUCUAUACCAGAAGCUGUGCUCGACAACGUGUGAGAUUCCUAUGGGUAUUUUCAGAACUAUAGAUACUUCAAAUCUCGAGCCAAGUAAUAACCUUGCUUCUGUGUUCCCAGCAUUGUGGAAAUCAGCCGAAACCUUUUCCAAUUUCCCUUUCUCGAGUCUCAACCCCGAGUUCUCCUUGAACAUUUCGGAUGAUCCCAAAGAAGGCCACAGCAACCAGAUCGAGAGAGCUGAGAUCGCUCAGCUCGUAAGAUCACGAAUGACCAGUUUAGCUCUACCGCCGGAGUCCUAUGACGACGUCUCUGAGAAGAGAAAUUCUUUGUCGUUUGUGAUCAUCAAUCCUUCGUGUGACCUCAACCUCGAAGAAGGCGACAUAGUGUAUUGUAUUUUCGUGGCCUCUUUUUCCAAUGCGGCACUCGGGCACCUAAUGUUUAAUCGGAUAUUUGAACGCCACAACUCGCGACGUAAGAGCAACAUCAGCCUGGCCGAAACUCGUCGUCGCAGCACCACCUUCAGCAGACCGCCGCCCCUCCACACCGCUCCCAAGAGCACCUCUCUCAGUCUACCCGACAGUCCACAAAUUUCCCCUGGAUACCUACGAGGUCGAUCCAACUCCCUACGUGUGGACGACAUUCUCAUGCGGAGAUCGAAUAGCCUGAGGUUCGGUCUCGAGGCGACGCGGCGUAUCAACAGUUUCGAGGAGCUAGGCAUCUCCCCCAGCGGCGGGGUGUGUGGGGGAGGACCGUUGGGGAAUGGGGAGAGACGGAGUUCUAUUAAAAUCCCUGCUAAUGGAUCCAUAGGGCUUGAGGUGACUCCACCCGAGGAGUCAGGUUCAGAUGCUUCAGUGCCGUCUAUACAAUUGCACGGUACGAUCGUUUGACAUCCAAACAGCUCCCCGAAACCUCCCUCCCAGAGGGUAUGGUUCCAGACACGGGGAGCGCAAUCCCUACCCGUCCCCAACCACGUAUCCCCACAGCUCCCAUCACCCACCUGCCCACCUACAUUACCCACCAUCCAAGUGCCCGGAUCUGAGCACGAUCAAGCAUCACCUGACUCACAUUUUUCUCCGCAACAUUUCGGCGCUUAUAGACCUACUUCACCGAGACCGCAAGGCACGAGUCGGAGAUUUAAUCCUAAUCUCGACUCUCACUAUCCCAUGGAAGCAAAGUCCACCUUAGAUUUAAGAGAACGCUUCCGGUCGGAGCUUAGGAGUCGAUCUAGUUCACUAACCGGGAUCAGAAAUGCCCAUAACCUCCCCAUGGGUCCGGGAUUUGUUCGCGGCGCGAGGAUAAAUUCGUUCAGUUCGCUCAAUAACGCUGGUCCCAAAGUGCCGCGCAGAAGCAGACUUUACAGGAUAUAAAUAUAGAGGAUUUUAGAACUCUCCUGAAGAUAUUUAUCUGCAAAUUUAUUGUUCUUGUUUGAAGUUAUAUUAUAUUGAAUAUCCGAUAUCGAAAAUAGUCUAAAAAUAGGUUAAGGUCCUGGGCGUGAAUGUUUGAAUACUAUGUCUUUAGUAAAUUAUAGUUUACUCUCGGUUACAGAUGAGAGUGAAUAAAGUACUACAUCCUUUACUGUCGGUUACAAUACACUUAAGUGACUACAGUAUAUUGAAGUAUUUAUUUUAACUUAAUUAUCUUGGUGAAUACUUGGCCCUAUCAGGCCAAAUUUAUUUAUUCCUCAGUCAUAUAAAUAUUAAUUAAUUUGUUUACUCUGUCAUAGGGUCAAUGCAUUGGAUUACACGAUUGUGUUAUACAAUUCGAUGCACACAGCUAAUCUCAGCAGAUUUCCUUCCCUUUCAAUGUUGCAGAGAAUGAGAUUUAUGCAUGAAUUCGGUAUCUCAACUUAUUUAUGUCACAAUUCAUC